CCAUGCAACAACAAUUUCAGAGGCUGGACAUCAUGUUUGGUGAGAUUAAAGAUAAAAUGGAGAAGCAAGAUGCAGCGAUAGCCAAGUUAUACCAAGCACAAAAUGGAAGUCCGAAUUUGCGUAGGAAUGAUGCUAAUGAUGAUUUCGAUGACGAUUAUAAAGAUGCAUUCAACAAUGAUGCCCGAAACUCAAAUUUCAGCAUGGACAGAAUUAUGAGAGAUAGAGGGGGCCAAAGAGAGCAAAAUCUGACAAGGUGGGGAGAUCGGCAAGAUCGUGACUUAGGUAGCAUCAAGAUGAAGAUUCCUCCGUUUCAAGGCAAGAAUGAUCCAGGGCUUACUCAAGGGUCCAAAAGCGUUGAGGAUUAUCACAAAGAGAUGGAAAUCGCAAUGGUUAGAGCGAAUGUGGAAGAGGACAGAGAAGCAACUAUGGCACAGUUUCUGCAUGGCUUAAAUCGUGAUAUAGCUAAUGUGGUAGAGCUGCAGCAUUAUGUGGAAUUAGAAGAUAUGGUACCUAUGGCGAUGAAAGUAGAACGGCAACUCAAGCGUAAAGGAGCCAACAGCAGAACUGGGCAAAAUUCAGGUUCCUCAUCUUCUUGGAAACUGAAUUGGAGCAAAAAGGAAGAAAAUUCUGCUUUUAAGCCUAAAACUGCAGCAUCCAAGUCAAAAGAAUUUGGCAGCAAUGAGAAGAGUAAAACAGAUAACACGCAAGGUAGAAACCGAGACAUCAAGUGUUUUCGAUGCUUGGGAAAGGGGCAUGUUGCAUCGCAAUGUCCUAAUAAGCACACGAUGAUCUUGAGAGAAGAUGGAGAAAUUGAAACCGAGGGUGAAUCUGAUGAUGAAUCUAUGCCACCAUUAGAAGAUGCUAAUGAUGGUGUGGAAUAUGCUGUUCAUGGAGAACUGCUUGUCACUAGGCGAGCUUUGAAUAUGCAAGCCAAAGAAGAUGAUGAAGUACAACGUGACAAUAUAUUUCACACAAGGUGCCAUGUCAAAAACAAGAACUUGAAGAACUGGGAAGAGUGUUUGCUGCACGUUGAAUUUGCUUAUAAUUGGAGCGUCCAUUCAGUAACUAACUGUUCACCAUUUGAAGUUGUGUAUGGUUUUAAUCCACUCACUCCUUUAGAUUUAUUGCCUUUACCUAUUGACGAACAGGCUAGUUUGGAUGGGAAAAAGAAAGCUGAAGUGGUUAAGCAACUGCGUGAGAGGGUGCGACAAAACAUUGAGCGACUAACUGAGCAGUAUGCAAAACAAGCCAACAAAGGACGCAAGAAAGUUGUAUUUGAACCUGGAGGUGACGAUUUGAGGACAAAUCCUUUUGAGGAGAGAGGGAAUGAUGGGAAUCAAGACGACAGCAUAUCUACUAUGUCAUGUGAUCCAUUACACACCCAAGGAGAUCCAGUCACGCGAGCUAGAGCUAAGAAGAUGCGUGAAGCUUUAAAUGGCCUUAUUGAGCAGAUCCGGGUUGAAAACAACAUACAACAAGCAAAUCGAAGCUUGGAUGAUUAUCAAGGCAUGGUAAACAUCAUUCAGGUUCAAGAGAAGCUUAGUUGAAGUCAUUUGCACGGAAUUACACAGUUUGCGUCAAAAUCGCACAAUUCUGCCGCAAUUUGUAGCAAAUUGAUAUUUCAUGUUAUUUUAGGUUAUUUUUAGUAAUUUUCACGUUUUUUGUCUUAUUUUUGGGCUGAACAUUUACUUAUUUGAUGCCCAAUUCGUGGUUAUUAGGUUUAGGACUUAGGGUGUUAAUUUCCUAUUCUGAUUAGGAUUUGUUUUCUCUAUUUAAAAGGCUUGUAACCCUAAUGGGGAGGAGCAGAUUGAAUCU
Messenger RNA from Rubroshorea leprosula, 1815 nucleotides. Lineage: Eukaryota; Viridiplantae; Streptophyta; Magnoliopsida; Malvales; Dipterocarpaceae. The record is from the annotation of a GenBank genome assembly.